Molecule: messenger RNA, 2860 nt
Organism: Monopterus albus (swamp eel)
Lineage: Eukaryota; Metazoa; Chordata; Actinopteri; Synbranchiformes; Synbranchidae
Gene: minpp1b
Product: multiple inositol-polyphosphate phosphatase 1b
Exons: 7
Coding region: 116-1525 (469 amino acids)
Molecular function (GO): inositol phosphate phosphatase activity; acid phosphatase activity
Source: RefSeq, a predicted model, not a curated record
CCUUUUUGUUCGGCCAGGACGCAGAGGUCACCGGAACCCGGAACAUCAACAGAGCAAACAAAGGCGGCGAGUGGGGAGGUAAAGUCGGUUCGUUCCACUUCUGGGUUCUGCGGGCAUGUUCUUCGUUUCAUUGCCCACAAACGGUCUACUGAUGGCGGCUCUCAGUCUGUUCCUGACCCGCCUGUCCUGCUCCUCGUUGUCGGUCCCGGACAUCCCCCACAUCGCCGCUUAUUUCGGCACAAAGACCCGGUACGAGGAGGUGAACCCGCACCUGCUGCGGGACGUUUUAUCCGUCAAUACAUCCGUCCUAAAACCUCCUCCCACCGAGCGGUGCUCCCCGGUCCACCUCACCGCGGUCAUCAGGCACGGCAGCCGUUACCCGACCAUCAAGAACGUCCGCAGGAUCCAGAAACUGAGCGAGCUGGUCCGGAGAGAAGCUUCCAAAGGCUCCGAGGGCUCCAAGGUCUGGCUGCGGGACCUCCAGAGCCGCUGGGAGAUGUGGUACACCGAGGACAUGGACGGUCAGCUGGUGAUGAAGGGCAGGGAUGACCUCCGGCAGCUGGCGAGGCGUCUGGCCAUCCUGUUUCCAUCUCUGCUGUCGGAGGAGAACAUGAGGAGGAGGAGGAUCAGUUUCCUGACCAGCUCGAAGCACCGCUGUGUGAGCAGCGUGGAGGCGUUUCAGGAGGGUCUGCAGCAGCACUGGGGGGCCCAUGAUGUCGAGUACAGCCACGAGGUCGACGACAAGCUGAUGCGAUUCUUUGAGCGUUGCCGUGGUUACGUGGAGGGCGUGCAGAACAACCGCACAGCGCUGCUGGAGGUGGAGAAGUUCAAACACAGGGAGGAGAUGGAAGGAGUGAGGAGGAGGAUGGCUGAGAAACUGGGUCUUCCUCACCACCGCCUCACACUAGAUCUGGUUGAAGCAGCGUUCUUCUUGUGUUCCUAUGAGCUCGCCAUCAAAUCUCUUCACUCUCCAUGGUGUUUCCUGUUUGAUGAGAGGGACGCCAAGGUGCUGGAGUACAAGUCGGACCUGAAGCAGUACUGGAAGCGCUCCCAUGGGCAUGUGAUCAGCAGUUUGUCCAGCUGUCCUCUCUUCCAUCACGUCUUCAGGACUCUUGACAAAGCUGGACGUCCCCGCAGGGCCACGGAGGCGCCCCCGGAGCCAGCCUCCAUCCUGGUGGGGCACGCCGAGACCCUCCUCCCCCUUCUUUCGCUGCUGGGACUCUACAAGGACCAGACUCCACCAACCGCCAGAAACUACCACUCACAGCACGGGAGAAGUUUCCGGACCAGUCAGAUUGUCCCGUAUGCUGCCAACCUGCUCUUCGUUCUGUAUGACUGCCAGCGAGGCCCAAGGCUGCAGCUCCUCAUCAACGAAUCUCCGGUUCGCUUCCCGGGGCUGGAGACAGAGGACAGCCCUCUGUACCGGGAUGUCCGGGCUACAUACCGUCACCUGCUGGACGGCUGUGACUUCCACACCGUGUGUGAGGGGAGGCCUGAAGGCCGAGGACCAAACACUGAGCUCUGAGCGAUGGUGGGAAACAGGUACUGUGAUCCACACUGGUACAACCACAGAAUCCAGUUCAGACAGAAAAACGCAAAUCCAUCAGUCCACCUAUUGAUCUGUGAAUACUGGAACCAGUUCAGCUCAAAUGGAAAAGAUGAGUACAUGACGACACGCUGAGGUUCAUCCUCAUACUCUGAUAUACUGACACUGCGUCACAGUAAGUGAAUCCCCCUCUUUUUGUGCAUAAAAAUUAAAGUGGAAACACUGGAGAGAAAAAGUGUGAAUGAGUGGAAGAAGCGUUUGUGUUCAGUGUAAAAGCCUGGGUGUAAAAAUCAAAGUGACUUUUGUGAAUAAAUGCUGACAUACAUAAAGCUUGUGACUUAACCCUUUACACCAGAGGACGUUCCUUUAAAUUUCACCUGAAAAAAAUCACUCGAUCAAUAACGGCUCCACAUCUGUAAGGUUGGAGUGAACAAUGUGACUUUUGGUUUAGAAUCGCAGAAAGGCUCCGUCGACAUCCCAGCUGGAGUUUCACAGCAGUGUGAAUAGACCCGAUGUGCUCAGACCAGAUCUGGGCCACCUGCGCAUGUGCUCUUAGACCCGAUUCCUCUCCGACCUCUGACUGUGCGAGCGCUGUCACAACGGUCAGAUCAGAAUUCAUGUGGUCGUUUUAACGUCCGCUCCUCUGCAGACCGGUAACAGUAAACAUAGAGGAGAGUGACGACAGCGAUGGGGUCAGUGGAGAGACCAGGAUGUUUCACAUGUGGUGGACAUUUAUGUAGAAGCUUCUGAUCAGGCCAAACUGGAAGGAACAUAUCAUAACUCAGCAGUUUGGGAGGAAACUGGACUGUUUGACCGUCACACACAUGACCUGGUUGUUAUUCUUCGUAUUCUGUCUCCCUGUCCCUGGUGGAAAGGGUAAAAUGUCGCUUGCUGUGAAGAGAUGAAAACCUCAGGUGUGUGUGUGUCGAAUGAUGAGGAGGCUGUGACCUUCCUCACAGAUGAACAUAACAGAAAUGUCAUUUUUCCAUCAUGUUUUCCAUCGUCUGAGCUUCGACCGGAGUCUUUUUAAUCACCUCAUCUUCUGCAGUCGUUUAAUGGCAGCGACUGGAGAAUCGGAACCGCCUGCCGUUUAUCUGUUUAUCUCCAUCAGCCGGUCGGCUCAGAUUCACGCAGCAGUACGGGGUGGAGACGAGACUUCAGUCAGUUUGCUCUGAUUUUCUGUGCUAAACUUCUGAAUCAGUCUGUUUCCACACAUUGUUGUUUGAAUUUGUUGAAGUGACCCUUUACAGUUUUUCUCUAUCGCUUUCAUUCAUUUCUCACAACAGAACUGCAUUUCUCAGAACUACUCGUUCA